GCAAAUCUUAAAGUUGUGAUCGGUGAAAGAAAGAUCCGGACUAUGAAAGAGCGCAGUGGCUCAAACCUGCCGCAUGGUGCUGAGACGAAGCAUGCUGAAGAGUUUUCUCUCUUUCCAAUAAAGUUAUUAUUUUUGCUUCUUAACCUGCUUUGCAUUCAGAGCGGCUCUGGCCUUGUUUUCAGUCGCACUGGCAGCUGAGUGCUAUCGUUUUAUAUUUAUUUAUUAUUAUUGUUAUUAUUAUUUUUUUUAAAGAAAAGCUAUUUUUUUCUUGAAACUUCUCUGUAAUCUCAGAAAAGCACCGCGCCUCGAACUUUUUUUUUUUUUUUUUUGGUGCGCUCUGCAUGCGCUUUUACGCACGCGUUCCUGUGCACUGUGGAAGAACGGAUCUGAAGUGCAAAGUGAUUUUAUUGCACCAGCAGGAUUGUAAAAAAAAAGAAAAAGUUGGACUGAAUGGUUAUGGUGGCGAACAAUCCAGAUUUGCCGCCCAUCGACUGUACCGACUCCGGUGAGAUGGAUGCGGAAGCGGACGCAUCGCGGACCCCGGGCUCCCCGCACGCGCCCGGGGAUGUAGCGUGGUGCAAGACGCCAACCGGCCACAUCAAGCGGCCUAUGAACGCGUUCAUGGUGUGGUCUCAGAUCGAGCGGCGCAAGAUCAUGGGCCAGUCUCCUGACAUGCACAACGCGGAGAUCUCCAAGCGCCUUGGGAAGCGCUGGAAGCUCCUGCGAGACUGCGACAAGAUCCCGUUCAUCCGCGAGGCCGAGCGCCUCAGACUCAAACACAUGGCAGACUAUCCGGACUACAAGUACCGGCCCAGGAAGAAGGUCAAGACGUCCGGUGGUGCAUGCAAAGCUGGCGGAGAAAAGACAGACAAAGGGGUCAGCAAUGGUGGGAAGUCAUCGUCGAAAAAAAGCCACGGUUCGAAUAAUAAAUCUCCUGGCAGGACGCAUAAGAAGUCUGGCUCUCUCGAAGAUGCGCUGUAUAAACCCAGAGCAGCGUCUGCUGCAAAGCAGAUACCGGGCAAGUCUGUGAAGCGCGCGCACUCGGGCUCGGAAAGCCUCGCACCCUCGGCCGCCGCCGCCGUGCCCGCGAGCCCGACACUGAGCAGCUCGGCUGAGUGCGCCGAGCCUCCGAGCCUCUACGAUGACGCGAGCACGCGCUUCAAACACGCCCGCGCCUCCUCUCCGACCCCGUCCGCCUCGCACUCCUCCUCUUCCUCCUCCUCACACUCCUCGGAUGAAGAGUUUGAAGAUGACCCUCUGGACUUCGACCCCAGUCCCGGUGGCUUUAGCAGCGGAUUCGGUAGCGACACGUGCCUGGACCGAGACUUGGACUUCGGGUUCGAGUCGGGUUCCGGUUCGCACUUCGAGUUCCCGGACUACUGCACGCCCGAGGUGAGCGAGAUGAUCUCGGGGGAUUGGCUCGAGUCCACCAUCUCUAACCUGGUGUUCACGUAUUGAGCCCAGAUUUUACGAAAAAAAAAAUGUUAAGCGUCCUGCGACGGGCGACGCGACUGAACGACGCGAUUCCCACCUGUUUCAUAUUAAAACGCUGUGGGUUCUGACACGCAGAUGAAAACAAACAAACAAAAAAACAACAACAAACAUAGCAUAAUUGCAGAAAGGAAAAAGAGAGGACAGUGCUCCUUUGGAGGAAGAUGAAAGCUGGAGGAAGUUGUUUGUAUGGACAGGAAAGAGGUGAGAAGUUGCGCGGAGGUGAGGUGAGAGGAGGCUGAGAGACUUUUCACACCGAUGAGCUGAUCACUGAUGGACUGAAAAGCUGAUGUGAUGUGAGUGAUUAGAGGACAGUGUGACUAAACCGGACUCCUGAAUGAACUGAUGAACGCAUGAUGAGGACGGUUUUGCCUGUGAAGCGCGAGCCGAAUCGGUUUUUAAGCAGAAACAAAAACAAAACAAAACUAUCACCAGCUUUUUUCCCGUUAACGAGAUGUCAGGUGUUUAAGCGCAACUCAGACGGUUCAGCUUUUUUUCCUUACACUACAGAUCAGGACCAAAAUUCGUCCGAGAAGCGUGUUUUCUCUCUCUGUCUCUCUCUCUCUCUCUCUCCUUCCCUGUCUCUCUUUCCUUCCCUCUCUCUCUCCUUCCCUCUCUCUGUCUCUCUCCUUCUCUCUCUCCUUAUCUCUCUCCCCCGUCUGUCUCGCUCUCCCUCACUCCUUCCCUCUCUCUCUCUCUGUUUCCCCUCUCUCUCUCUCUCCUUGUCUGUCUCUCUCUCCCUUGCUCCUUCCCUCUCUCUUUGUCUCUCUCACUCCUUCCCUCUCUCUGUCUCUCUUUCCUUCUCUCCUUGUCUCUGUCUCUCUUUCCUUCUCUCUCUCCUUCACUCCCUCUUUCUCCUUGUCUCUCUCCGUCUCUCUAAUCUCUCUCUCCCUCCUCCCUGUCAAUCCCAUCCCAUUCCCUCCUUUAUAACCCGUUUGUGCUCAGAACAAUUUUAUACCAAUGUAUUUAUAAUGCUCCAGAUGUUUGCAUUUGCAUUUUUUCCCCCUUUGUGUUUGUUUUCAGACAAAAAUUGAACUCUAUUGUUAUGAUAUUGUUUUGUAUUGAAAAAUGACAUCAUGCUAUAUUGGUGGCUAUUGAUUUCCAUUCACUGUUAGCCACAUUGGCAUGUCUGGUAGCCUAAAGCUCCUGGUUUGUUUGGGGUUUUUUUUUUGUUUGUUUUUUUCCCCCUCUACAGUACACCAGUCUGUCUUGUCAUGUAGCCUCCAGAUGCAACAUGUAGGCUACAUCUCUGUUUUUUCUCAAGGGCUAGAAACCGCAUCGUGUCAUUUUAACGGACGGGAGACGAAUCGUUGCUGUUAUUUUCUACGUGUAUUUUUGUACAAUUAAGAUUUUGUCUCAGAAACACAAACAAACAAACAAAAAAAUCUAAACAAACAAAUGAUCUGUUUACAGUGUCGAUCCACAGAUUUCUUAAAGACACACUAUCACAAUUUCUCAACCAGCCAUGCAAAUGAGACUGUAUGUAGCGGAAGCAUCAGUGUCCUUAUGGGAAAUACUGUUUCCUUUUUUUUUUUUUUUGACAAUUUCUUUGUGCUUUAAUCAGUGAAUCCGUCAUUUUUUAAAAACCACUGGAUGUAAUUUGAACACGCUCGAAAAUGCCUAUAUGAUUUCAUGAAGUAAUGCUUUCACUCCUAAAUGUUACAAGGAUAUUUAAUCUUUUUCUACUUGUUGGCUAAAUGUAGCUAAUCGUUUUUAGUAUGUUACGGCAUGGCGACUAGCGUUUCGUAUUUUUAAAAAAAAAAUUCAGGUUCACGUAGAGCUGUUGUGUUUAAGGCAAAAGGAUCAACGUGAAGAUUUUUUUUUCUUUUUAAUGUACAUUGAUUGUAUAAUAAAGUAAAAAGACUGUGUGCUUGUGUGGCAAUGACCUGCCACACCAGGCACUUUGAACAUAUAUCUUUAUACGUCCCUAUGUUUAAAGUUGUUGUUCAUGACUUUUUUGGGAUAAAUAGGCCUAUAUACAUUUUAAUAUUGUUUCAUUUUGUGCAAUAUGCUGUGUACAAUAUUGUUUUGUCUUGCCAUACCAUAUCACGUUUGAGUAGAGAAUUCAAAGCCAGCCAAUUGUGUCAAGUCACUGCCUGUCAGACCUCUGUACAAAAAAUUUAAAAAAACAACAAAAAAAAAACUGUCUUUUUUCCAGAAGGAAAUAAAAUCAGCUGGAACUGAA
Neoarius graeffei (lesser salmon catfish) is the source of this 3676-nucleotide messenger RNA. It is a transcript of the gene sox4a, whose product is annotated as SRY-box transcription factor 4a. The transcript has a single exon. Gene Ontology annotation, biological process: anatomical structure morphogenesis; positive regulation of transcription by RNA polymerase II; cell differentiation. Lineage: Eukaryota; Metazoa; Chordata; Actinopteri; Siluriformes; Ariidae. The record is from RefSeq and is a predicted model, not a curated record. The coding region runs from base 451 to 1458 and encodes 335 amino acids. Gene Ontology annotation, molecular function: DNA-binding transcription activator activity, RNA polymerase II-specific; RNA polymerase II cis-regulatory region sequence-specific DNA binding.